This is a messenger RNA of Centrocercus urophasianus (Greater sage-grouse), 1130 nucleotides long. It is a transcript of the gene NTAN1, whose product is annotated as N-terminal asparagine amidase. The transcript has 10 exons. Gene Ontology annotation, biological process: ubiquitin-dependent protein catabolic process. The record is from RefSeq and is a predicted model, not a curated record. Gene Ontology annotation, cellular component: nucleus. The coding region runs from base 67 to 999 and encodes 310 amino acids. Gene Ontology annotation, molecular function: protein-N-terminal asparagine amidohydrolase activity. NCBI's taxonomy places the organism in Eukaryota, Metazoa, Chordata, Aves, Galliformes, Phasianidae.
UUGGCCCAGCGCGGCCCAGGGGAGGAAGCGCGGAGCGGCCGCCUCCCGCCCUGGGCGUUCUCCGCGAUGCCACUGCUGAUUAACGGGGAGCGGAUUGAUCUGACUCGGCUCACGGGAGGCGUGAUCCGCACCCACCCGCACCUGGAGGAAAAGGCAAAACUUCUAAGAAGUCAGCCUACUCAAAUUGUGGAACCCAAAGGGCUUCUGUAUGUCCAGCAGAGAGAGUUUGCAGUGACCACCCCUAAUGAUGGUUCUGUGUCUAUUCUUGGGUCGGAUGAUGCAACUACCUGCCACUUAAUUGUGCUCCGACACACAGGCAGCGGAGCCACAUGCUUGACACACUGUGAUGGAUCAGACACAGAAGCGGAGGUGUCGCUCAUCAUGAGUUCAGUAAAAUCUUUCUCUAACACCACAGGUUAUGGAAGGCUGGAAGUGCACCUAGUUGGAGGUUUCAAUGAUGAUAGGCAGUUAUCACAAAAACUUACUAAUCAGCUUCUUAGAGCGUUUGAUCUCCAACCAGAUGAUGUUCAUUUAGUGACUUUCUGUGUAUCAGAACUCAAUGACAGAGAAGAGAAGGAUAUUCAUUUGCCAAUCAUUUACGGAAUAGCUGUGAAUGUAAAAACAGCAGAGAUUUUCCCUGCAACUUUUCCAGAAAAAGGGCCAGAUGAGGAUUUGCGUUCAGCCCAUGUUUUAACAGGAGCAAGACUGACAAACAUUUAUGAUGCAAAGACUGAACAACUACACAUUGGACCUUAUUUCUGGAGGCCUUUCCCACAUGUGGAUUUCUGGUUAGAACAAGAUGAUCAACAGAUUCUACAGAAUCUUUCCACAUCGCCUUUGGCUGAGCCACCCCACUUUGUUUCCCACAUUCGUUCUACUUUAACAUUUUUAAAAGCACAUCCAUUUCCAUCUCAUUCCCUGUUUCCUGAUAGAAAACCUCGCAUAUACAAAAAAAAUGAAGAAGGGUUGUGGGAACUGGUUUGUUCUGACAAGGCCUAACGUGGAACCCAACUUCAGCUACUUUAGGGAAGCAUAGCAGUACCAGAAGAACAGCAAGUUGUUGUAAAAGCGUGGUGCGGGUCAUGGAUAGUAGGAUUCCUAUGCUUUUCAAAUAAAAUAUUUCAACAGAA